Schizophyllum commune H4-8 is the source of this 432-nucleotide messenger RNA. RefSeq lists its product as uncharacterized. The transcript has 2 exons. The record is from RefSeq and is a predicted model, not a curated record. Bases 47 to 277 code for a protein of 76 amino acids. Lineage: Eukaryota; Fungi; Basidiomycota; Agaricomycetes; Agaricales; Schizophyllaceae.
CUCGAGACCAGCACCCAUCUUACCUACCUAUCGCAAGCAGACGACAAUGCGCUGGGUAUCAGCUGCACUACUCGCUUUCGCCGGUUUUGCGAGCGCGCAGUACUAUCUGACUGCCUGCGCCUACGAAUGCGCGAUCACCAGCUGUGAGGGCGAGAAGGCCGACUGCGUUUGCGGACACAAAAGUACCGACAUCGACUCGUGCAUCUCCGCGGUGUGCGCGGCGGGGUUGGAGCAGGCUGAGGCGCGGGAGUCGGUGAAGAAGUUCUGUAGGAGGUGAUGGGACGUGGACAUGCAGAAAGGAGGAGAGACGGGGAGAAAAGGUGCAGAGUUUGUCGAUGCGUCGAUGUGUGUAAUCAUGGAGGAGCGAGUGGCUAGUACUGCGCACGGAUAAUGGAGAAGCGUUUAGCGAAUUUAAUAAAGAGAAAUCACUUA